AUGUCCAAUCUCUUAAAUGCACUCUCCAAGCUUAACAAACUUUAUGAAUAAAAGAAGCAUGAAAUCAACCAAGAUUAAAUUAAAAAAGCUGAAGGAGAUUAAUUGAAAGGUACUAUUUAUAUAUAUCUAUUCUCUAGUUGAAUAAUCAUAGUAGAAGCAAACUGAAUAAUUACCAUAACAACAGUAACAAUAGCAAUAAUAAUAAUAAUAAUAAUAAUUAAAGAGAAAGAGAAAGAUGCUUAUAUUAAGAAAAUGUGCAGGAGACAUUUGGGAAGAUUCUACACUUGCAGAUUGGCCAGAAGGAGAUUAUCGAUUGUUCUGUGGAAAUCUUGGAAAUGAAGUGAGUGAUGAAGUUUUGGCCAAUGCUUUUAGAAAAUAUCCUUCCUUUGCGAGAUCUCGUGUUAUUAGAGAUAAACGUACUAUGAAAACUAGAGGUUAUGGUUUUGUUUCAUUCUUAAACUCAAAUGAUUAUUUAAAAGCAUUCAAAGAAAUGAAUGGCAAAUAUGUUGGCAAUCGUCCUGUCAAAUUGAGUAAAAGCACUUGGCUACAACGCUCUUUACAUAAAAAAAAAUCUGAUGGAUUAGUUGGUAAAUUUAUUAAACCAAAAAUACGUAAAAUUAAACGUGUAAAUAUUUCAUGAUUUUUUUUAUGCUUAUUUCUAUUCAUUCCAG
Molecule: messenger RNA, 671 nt
Organism: Paramecium sonneborni
Lineage: Eukaryota; Ciliophora; Oligohymenophorea; Peniculida; Parameciidae
Source: the annotation of a GenBank genome assembly